AUUUGAUUCAGUGUCUGAUGUCUUACUCAAAAAAAGUAAUCGUAAAUAUGCUCAAACUAGGAUACAGCCACUUUCAACAAGAAUGAGUGAUAUCUUACUCAGAAUACAAUAACAAAAAAUUAGCGUGUGGCACUUUUGUGCAUCGAUCCAAAAAAUUUUAAUAUCGUUUCAAAAGUAUCGAUAUUUUUAAUACCGGUACAAUAUCGCCCAUUGCCAGCCAUUUUUUAACAUAAAGGAAAGGAAGUGUCUCAGGCCAAAAAACACAAACUUCAACAACAAGGAAAGGAAGGAAGGAUAAAGGAAAGGAAGAAAAAUGAUACCUAAACAAAGACCUUCCGAUGUCUGCAAACGCUGUUUAAGAAGAAAUAGGCCGAACCUUUUCAUUGAGGAUGUGAAGUUUUGUGCUGGGUGCGGAGCUAAAUUAAAGAUAGAGCAUCCGUAUGCCCAACGUCGGAGUCCCAAGGUUGGGCAUACGGAUCUUCCGAACGUUCAGCCCGGCCCCAGCCACCGGUCCAUGGCAGAACAGCCCGGCCCCAGCCACCGGUUCAUGGAAGAACAGCCCGGCCCCAGCCGACAGUACAACGAUCAGCUUCAGCUCCAGCUGAUGCAAACGCAGCUGGAGCUGAUGAAGCAAUUGUGUGAGGCUAAGGCCAAGCCUACUGAAACUCAGGCCAAGCCUGCUGAGGCUCAGGCCAAGCCUGCUGAGGCUCAGGCCAAGCCUGAUGAAGAAAACGAAAAAGAAAAUAAAGAAUGA
This is a messenger RNA of Wyeomyia smithii (pitcher-plant mosquito), 754 nucleotides long. RefSeq lists its product as uncharacterized. The record is from RefSeq and is a predicted model, not a curated record. The coding region runs from base 314 to 754 and encodes 146 amino acids. Lineage: Eukaryota; Metazoa; Arthropoda; Insecta; Diptera; Culicidae. The transcript is spliced from 3 exons.